CAGGACUGGCAGCUUAAGCAAGCAACAUGGCCGGAGACUUUCAGUUUAUUUCGAUCCAAGUCAACGAGCCCGUAAAGGACAAGGCGACGCGGCGUCGGGCGCGGUCGCACGCGCUGAAGAAAGCGCUGGAAAGGAAACGGAAGGACCAGCAACGCUCUAGGACCAAUUUCAUUCUGACAACCUUUGAAGACCCGGAUAUCGAUCCUAAUUUCAAUGAUUCAGCUCAGACAGUCAAGCCAUAUACCAUGACUUGUACCAAUCCACCAGCUCCAGUUUACUCCCCCCUCUCGAGUGCUCUCGAUCCGUUCCAGACCCUUGCAGUGGACUCUUCCAGGCUGCAGGCACUGCUUGGUGAUUAUAGGGCCAGGCAAGCUCCUGAGCCGGUCUUCAGCGUCGCCGAGGAACUGGCCUUCCAGAGCUUUCGCUCGGUCUUUCGAACUGGCUUCCAAGACCCCGCUCUGAUUAAUGCCGUGAUGCUUACUCUCGCAUUUGCCGUCACCGGCGGCAGUCUGGACCGGGAGUGUUUGCGGUAUCAGGGUCAUGCGAUCACAUAUAUCCGCGAGCGGAUGGACUCGGAGCAUGACGCUGCCUCGGAGGCGGUUAUCGGCGCCAUAUUGCUGAUCGCAGGUGUGGGGGCUCGCCUCGGACUGAAGCCCCAGGUCGAACUUCACAUGGGCGCAGUGCAGCAACUGCUGCAAAUCUGCCAGAGAAAGAGCAUCCAUCUGACUCCGGGAAUCCAACGAGCCAUAUUCUGGCAAGACCUGAACUCAUCCCUCAUAGUGGGGUCCAAACGCAUCGUCAACCACACCACCUUCGCCCCCCUCCUCUGGACCCGGGAUGCCUUCGUGCCCAACUUCUAUCGUCUCCCACCAGGAUUUCAAUCCCGGUCGCACAUCUUCGGGGAAGAGUUCAGUACAGUUCUAGAAGACGUCCAUGCUCUGCAAUGCAUCCGGAACAUCCCGCGAUCGUCGCACAUUGAUGCGUUGGGCAUGCUGCAUAUCAACAACCACGUCGCCUCCAUCCAGUCGCGGCUCAAGGCCCUGUCGGGGCUGAGUCGACUGCAGGAGUGUUGUCGUCUCGCGGCAUACUUGUGCUCCAUGACGCUGUGCUGUAAGAUCUGGUGUGAGUUGGUGCUUCCGUCGCACAUGUCAUCCCAGCUCCUCUUUAACAUCAGGACGCUGCGUGCCGACGCCGACGCCGGGGCAUGGGACGGCGAUCGGGAUGCUGAUCUGCUCGUCUGGCUGCUCCAUAUCGGCGGCGCAUUUGCGCCGGUCGGACCAGUUCGCUCGGGUUAUGUGAACGUGCUUGCCCUUGAUUAUCCCCACAUCUCGUGGGCAAGACUGCAUCAGUGUAUGCGACAGUUCAUCUGGUCUGAUGACGCGUUCUUGAUGCCGGUCAGGGCGCUGUGGACCGAAGUCUCGCAGUAUCAGUUGCGGGGAGUGUGAGGAUUGAGUGCUUGGUUAGUCUGCAUUCUUCCACCUCAGACUCAAUCUGGCGGCGCCAGCUCAACUCUAAGAGCGUAAUGAUUUAUGUCUGUAAAUGAUACAUCUAAG
Messenger RNA from Aspergillus japonicus CBS 114.51, 1553 nucleotides. RefSeq lists its product as uncharacterized. The transcript is spliced from 5 exons. The record is from RefSeq and is a predicted model, not a curated record. The coding region runs from base 27 to 1445 and encodes 472 amino acids. NCBI's taxonomy places the organism in Eukaryota, Fungi, Ascomycota, Eurotiomycetes, Eurotiales, Aspergillaceae.